AUGGAAAACGGAUACAAUCAAGGAGGUCGGUCAUCCUUCAGCGCCGGCCGCAUCAUAGGGGAUCCUUUCGCUCUGGCGACCAUUUCCAUUGGCAUGCUCGCUUGGAUUAUCGCCUUCGUCAGCUCCAUAUUAUCUGCCGUCAAAGGCGGUUUCCCUAACUUUGCUUGGUGGACGCUCGUGUACAUGCUCUUCUGCAUCGUUGGCGUCAUAGUCACUGUUGCUUCUGACUCUGAGCGAACCUACCAUGUCGCUAUCACGAGCUACCUUGCGGCCGGCCUUGUAUUCACGACCUCAUCGGUCAACUCGCUCGUUUACUCACCCGUUCCUGCUUUCGAAGCCGCUGCGGCGGGCUACAUUCUGCUCUCCAUGAUCGCGAUUGUUUGGAUCUUCUACUAUGGAUCCCAACCUCAGGCUGCCCAUCGCGCGUUUGUUGACUCGUACGCCCUGCACAAGGAGCAACCAGGAUCCCGUACCUCUCGCCAGAUGUCCAACACGUAUGGUACCCGUCCGGAAACCUCAGCUGCUGCAAACCAGGCGCCUCAGAUGUACACCUCUGCCCAGCUAAGCGGAUUCGAGACCUCGUCCCCUGUUACAGGCUAUCCAGGUGGUCCCGUUGGCGUUGAUGCCAGGGGCUCGUCGCAACCCCGCUUCGGCGGCAUGGCCAACACGUCUCAGAUCCAGACACCGACGAAUGGCGUUGAAGAUACUCAACAAGAUGCUCAAGUCGAGUACCCCUAUAGGGCAAAGGCUAUCUACAGUUACGAGGCCAAUCCCGACGACGCCAACGAGAUAAGUUUCCAGAAACACGACAUUCUCGAAGUUUCGGAUGUCAGCGGCAGAUGGUGGCAGGCUAAAAAGCCCAAUGGCGAGACGGGUAUUGCGCCCAGCAACUACCUCAUCCUGUUAUAA
Messenger RNA from Westerdykella ornata, 909 nucleotides. RefSeq lists its product as uncharacterized. The coding region runs from base 1 to 909 and encodes 302 amino acids. Lineage: Eukaryota; Fungi; Ascomycota; Dothideomycetes; Pleosporales; Sporormiaceae. The record is from RefSeq and is a predicted model, not a curated record. The transcript has 4 exons. Gene Ontology annotation, molecular function: protein binding.